This is a messenger RNA of Triplophysa rosa, 1425 nucleotides long. RefSeq names its product interferon regulatory factor 1a (gene irf1a). NCBI's taxonomy places the organism in Eukaryota, Metazoa, Chordata, Actinopteri, Cypriniformes, Nemacheilidae. The record is from RefSeq and is a predicted model, not a curated record. Gene Ontology annotation, biological process: immune system process; regulation of transcription by RNA polymerase II. The transcript is spliced from 7 exons. Gene Ontology annotation, cellular component: nucleus. The coding region runs from base 603 to 1391 and encodes 262 amino acids. Gene Ontology annotation, molecular function: RNA polymerase II cis-regulatory region sequence-specific DNA binding; DNA-binding transcription factor activity, RNA polymerase II-specific.
GAUGCAGCAGGGACGACAGCGCUUGCGGCCGUGGCUGGAGGAACAGAUCCAAUCGGGCAGAUAUCCUGGAGUCGUCUGGAUAGAUGAGGUAACAUCCAUCAGACUCAAACACUUUAAACUGCUCUUCCACAGGAGUAGUUCUCGUUUGUGUUCCAAGUAUCAUCUUAAGGAUAAAAUACACUACAAGACGUUUGCUCAGAUUUUUAGUCUGGACUUGUUGCCGAAAGUCUGUGCCAGUCUGCAGAUUUGAUCAGUUAGUGUAUUUCUAUCUGAAACUUUCAAAAUCUGCAAGUGUAUGAUGUCUAGCUUUAAAAAAAAUCUGCUCAGACUUCUUUGGUUCUUGUAGUGUAUUCAAGCCAUUAGUCUCAGAUGUUUCUCCUGAAACUGCUCAGGUGAAAUAAAAACCGAAACAAAUGAGUGUUCAUGUAUAGAGUUCAUAUUGAGAUCUUGACAAAUCUGAGCUCAGUUUGACACAUUGUUUAGAUCUCUUCUAUGACAGAGACAUUUGUGAGACUCUCAGGAAAAGUGGUGCAGUUGAGAUUUCAUUUGGUCUCCAUUCGAUCUCACAGAAGUCGAGGAGAAAUAACUGAGAUAUCCAAGACAUGUCGUCUGUGGGUGCAUUUCAAUCACAAAGACUUUGUCUGAGUUUGUUUUAUCGAGUGGAUUUUUAUUUGAGUAGCAUUUGUGCAUUCUUAACACUAAGACCAAACUGCAGUCUGCUCGAGUUUUCCAGAUUCCCUGGAAGCAUGCCGCUCGACACGGCUGGAAUAUUGAGACAGAUGCCACUCUCUUCAGAAACUGGGCCAUCCACACAGGGAGAUACAAGCUCGGCACAGACAAACCUGAUCCCAAGACGUGGAAGGCAAACUUCCGCUGUGCUCUCAAUUCCCUGCCAGACGUCAAAGAGCUGCCGGACAAAAGCAUUAAGAAAGGACACAAUGCUUUCAGAGUAUACGCUCUCCUGCCUCACAGCACAGCACUCAAGAGACGGAGAGCAUCGAGGAGCCUGGAUACAGACGCUAAAUCACAACCACCUCCACGAAACCCAACGCUGGAGAGAUUUACAGUUUGCAGAUGACGGUGGAAACUCCACAGCCGAGCUCUUCAGAAGAGAGGAUUUCUCCAGACGUGUCGAGACGUCCGUCUACCGCACCACAACUCAGGGACUGCAGCAGAACGCUCCGGAUGACACUGAACAAACACAAGCUGUGUUGAAGAUUGUGGAUCAUCUGAAGAAUCUGGAGCACUGGAGUCCUUUAUAUGAGAGCGAAAGAAACUGGAGAACAAACUCGACAUGGAUGGAGUCUCUCUGCGAGACGAUGGAUUUUUCAGGUCCUUCCUAUCAGACAGACUGUAGACUUCUGAAGAACUCGUCAGAUCGAUGUGACUAAAGAUGAGCGGGAGCAGAUGGAGCGACUAUCGUGU